Portunus trituberculatus (swimming crab) is the source of this 714-nucleotide messenger RNA. RefSeq lists its product as uncharacterized. NCBI's taxonomy places the organism in Eukaryota, Metazoa, Arthropoda, Malacostraca, Decapoda, Portunidae. The record is from RefSeq and is a predicted model, not a curated record. The transcript is spliced from 3 exons. Bases 13 to 681 code for a protein of 222 amino acids.
GAUGGAUCACCCAUGCAGCCUGUCAUCGGUUCUGUACAGGUGAAGAUGACGGUCAAAGGACACAGCAUUGAGGAGUGGAUUCAUGUGUAUCCAGACAUACCUGUCCCUUUGCUGUCUUACAGGGCAUGCAGGGACCUAGCCCUCAUCCCUGAGCGGUUCCCUGCCCCUAUUGCACAGGUGACACACGCCGCUGUGAGAAAUGGGGAUCACAAAUUGCGUCAAGGUUGUCGACGACGUUCUCCGGCACAGAUUCUUUUUGGCCACUCUCUUCGCACUUGUGUCCCUGCCCACCCGAAUUCCUUUCGGCCAGAAUGGCAGCCAAACGCUGAAGAGUGUGAAAUGCGUGCCACCCAGCGAGAUUUCGACGUCCAGUGUCACUACAACAAUCGGGCCCGUCAGCUUCCAGUCCUGCCCCUUCACCAACGCGUACGCAUCCAGGACCCAGUGUCGCACAGAUGGUACCAGACAGGGACAGUGGAGGCACAACCAAGGCCCCGCCAGUAUGACAUCCGCCUCCCCAGUGGCCGCACCAUCCAACGCAACAGGAUUCACCUACGCCCAGUGCCGCCCGGAGACGGAGACCCAGCACCUGCCCCUGCCGCUGAUGAUGCAGUACCCCAGGCUCCUCCUGGCCCUAGACGUUCCGAGCGACUACGUCAACGCCGGGACACGCCAGCAUGAAGCUCAAGACGUCGCUAUGAGCUCCAAGGGGGG